AUGGAGUUUGUCUACCCCUUAUUGUCAAAUACCGGAAGUAAUAUGGGCCUUCUUCUCAUUGGACACCCAAAACCCAAGAAGCUUUUUCAAAUAACUUCUGAAACUAAAGUUUUUGCUGUAGAAGAACAAGAGGUUUACUUGAAGUUGCGAAAGUUUAAAACUGCUACUCUCUUUGUUUUAACGAUCCAUAUUCAAAGAGCAAACCGCCCCAAAAAAUUAAAGCAUUUACAUUUGGGUUUUGAAAAUCUUCAAAAUGCCGAAAUCUGGAAGGAGGCAAUAGUUCAGCAAACCAAGAAAAUAAAAGAAAUCGAUGUUGCUGCUGCAAUACAGACGGAAAUCUCCACAGCGUUAAGCCCGGAAUCGGCCUCUUCUGAUUCGGAAGAGAGCCUUUCUUCCAUAAAACUGAGGCUUUAUAACGAUACACACACUCUCUCCGAUUCCAGCCUUUUUAGGACAAACGAAUCAAAAUAUCGAGUUCUCGAGAGUACCAAAGGUUUUCAACUACUGGAGGAAGUGGAAAACUCCGGAACUUUUAUCAUUAUUGCAGAAGUACGAGAACACGCUCACCACGUAUUCGAAGAGUUCCAGCUUUUUUCUCCCGGAAUACCUUCUUCCCCUCUAUCAGUAGUCAAUGAUUCUUUGAUCGAAAGCGUCAAGUUUUUAGACACUUCCGAGGCCAAUCAAGACCUUGUUUGCGUUUCCUUCAUGAAACCAACUUUCUGGCUCGGCCGUCGUAGAGUAGUGCUGGAGCGAAUGUGGCGACUGGAAAACGGCAUAUACACGCUUUACUUCCACAGCGCUCCCCACCAGGAUGGAGGGAUCGGCUUGAUCUCGCAGCUUUCCCGCCUUCUCCUCCCUCUGUCUAACCUAUGGAGACCUCUACCCCUGCAAGUGGAGGGCGGCAUUACCAUCCAUCCGGCUAGCGGUGUAGCCGCUGGAAACAGCUGUCUGGUGCACUAUGCAGUUCGCUUUAUAAAACAAGGCAUGGCUGAGUGGCUGCCGGGUUGCCGUAUUCUGGACCGCUACUGGCUACUUCCCUUUGUCAGCCAAGUUAAGCGGGUUCAACAAACCUUUGAGUUUUCGCAGUAUGAAAACGGCAUCAGUGCACUGGAAAGAAUUCACGCCCUUGUACGAGCGCACAAAGCGAAAGAAGCAGCUCCAAAGCAACUUUCCUUCCGAGGCUCCAUUUUAGUGAUGGAAGCGGUCAACAAAUUUAAAAGUUUGCUUCAUAAAAGAGCUAGCAGAGUGGGCGUUCCCAUUCCAAGCAAUGUUUCGUGUGUCAUGUGGUACGACCCAGGGCCCGUUAAUUUCCAUGUGCGCGGCGACAAUUACUUUGAGGACCACAUUAAAAUACCAGCGAAGAGACCUCUCAUGGCCUUCUGCGCUCUCGAAAUAGUCGAGUGCGAGCCUCCUCGAAACGUGCAUAUGAUAGACAGACGGGCAGAUCAUCCGCUUCACUUUCCGAAAGCAAAAGAGGGACCUUUUACGCUCAUCAUCAACAUGAUGACCGGAGAAGGGCCUCCCCAUUUAAACUUCCUAUUUUAUUUCCGCCCUCGAAAUUUUGAAGACUUUGAGAAGCACACAAAGUUUGGGCAAUUGUGGCAAAAGUUUAUGGAAGGCAGUAAAGAAGAGCGGGACACCCGGAUGAAGUUGAUCCCUUCCGUGCAGGACGGCGGAUGGCUGGUCAAACAGCUCGUCGGGACAACUCCCGUCAUUAUUGGCAAAAAGCUGGAAACGCACUACUUUGAAGGAGAAAAUUAUCUCGAAAUUGACAUCGACACGAACUACUCAAGCACUGCUCGCAAAGUCAUAGGGAAGCGCGCCGUUGCCCCGCCGUUUAUUAUGUCUUUUAAGAUACCGUCUGCAGGUAUGUGCCUUAAGGCCACCAAGUCACUCAUGGUCGAUCUGGCGUUCACUAUCGAGCCCCACGGAAAAAGCGAAUUACCAGAGCGGUUGCUGGCGGUCGCUCGCUUGAAUAAACUCGACGUGACGAGCGCCAAAAAGUUAAAAUUGUAAGUCAGAAUGGCGCAAGGAACGCUCUUUACUGAAAUGAGCGCAAAGCAAAGUAAAGAUUGUCAAGCGCUGUUGUGGCUCUCCUCUGCACGACAUGCCCUACUUACCGUGCCCCGUUAGCCUUUUUUAAAAAUCAAAGAAACUUAUAAACCUUUUAUCGUUCUUG
This is a messenger RNA of Zophobas morio, 2179 nucleotides long. RefSeq lists its product as uncharacterized. The record is from RefSeq and is a predicted model, not a curated record. NCBI's taxonomy places the organism in Eukaryota, Metazoa, Arthropoda, Insecta, Coleoptera, Tenebrionidae. The coding region runs from base 1 to 2016 and encodes 671 amino acids. The transcript is spliced from 16 exons.